Messenger RNA from Bradysia coprophila, 2859 nucleotides. RefSeq names its product homeobox domain-containing protein reversed polarity (gene repo). NCBI's taxonomy places the organism in Eukaryota, Metazoa, Arthropoda, Insecta, Diptera, Sciaridae. Gene Ontology annotation, biological process: regulation of transcription by RNA polymerase II. The record is from RefSeq and is a predicted model, not a curated record. Gene Ontology annotation, molecular function: RNA polymerase II transcription regulatory region sequence-specific DNA binding; DNA-binding transcription factor activity, RNA polymerase II-specific.
UUAUUGUCCUGAAAAAUAUAAGAUUUUUUUCCUGUAACUUUUCACUCCUGUUGCUCAAAUUAUAGCACUUUUAAUAUGUUGUGUGUGGUGAAUGGUGGUUACUGAAUUAAUAAUAAAAAAAAAUUAUUUUUAUCUCGUGGAUAAUUGUGUUGGGUGCAAUUGAUUUGAAAUAAUAAUUAAAAAAGAUUAGCAAUGAUUUAAGUGAAAAACUGAGAAUGAUUCAAUUAAUCAAUUGUUACUAAUUGGAUGGAGUAGAAGUGAUUCGUUGAUUGUUGUUUUUUUGUUGUUGUUAUUGUUGCUUUUCGUUCAAAAAAAUUUCCGAAAGUGAAUGAACGCGUAGAGUUGAUUAUGGAACCGCCACCAUUUGACGAUCAAAUAUUCGGUGAUUUUUCGGGACCACUCAGUCCACUGGGCCCCAAGCCAUUAACCCAGAGCGGUCACAGCAUACAAGUUAUGCUCGGAAUGUCUCAAUCGUCCACAUCCGAUCUAUGCAAUCAGCGACUGCCCGAAGUUCAUAACCUAUUACCCGGAUCGCCGAAGAUCGACCACUACAAAAAUAUGGAUUAUUCCAACAGUAAAAUCGAUUACGGCAAUAAAAUCGGCUCCUAUUCGCCGACGAAUAAAUACGAUUAUGUGAACGGUAAAUUAGACCAUUAUUCGUCGUCGCCGAAAAUGGAAUACGGCAAACCGAUGGAUUACAAUUCGAACGGCAAAAUGGACUAUUCAUCGUCUCCGAGUAAAAUUGAUUAUGAGCAUAGUAUUACGAUGUUUCAACAGCCGUCGCAGACCAUGGACUCGGUGAAUGCAAUGAAUGGCAAGAAAAAGUCGGACGAAGCUGUGACGCCAACAACAACCACAUCUGGGUCGAUUAGCACCGAUGCAACCAGUACGGGGACCGCUAAGAAAAAUGACAAAAAGAAAGGCGAUCCAAAUGGCGCAAAGAAGAAGAAAACGAGGACGACAUUUACUGCAUACCAAUUGGAAGAACUUGAACGGGCAUUCGAACGCGCCCCAUAUCCAGAUGUCUUUGCUCGUGAAGAAUUGGCACUGAAGCUUAAUCUAAGUGAAGCACGCGUACAAGUUUGGUUCCAGAAUCGCCGGGCGAAAUGGCGAAAACGGGAGCCGCCACGAAAAAACGGUUAUGUUGGCCCGAAUAGUCAAGCAGCCAAUUUAGGCACCGCACUCGGUCCACCAUUUGCCACAUUUUCACAAAAUUCAACCGUCAGCCCGCCGGGAAGUGUAGACAGUUGGACGAGUUAUCAACCGCCGUACGAGUUAAGUUCCCAUUUCAAUUUACUGUCACCGACAGCCAGCCCAUACGGGACAUUUUCGGGCCAAUACAGUCCGUAUGUGCAUGAGAGUCAACUGUUUCCGGUGCGUCAACAUUUCGAAUACGGCAGUCCACCGCGAGGUGCUGGCAAUGGUGAUAUUGAUGACAAAGCCGAACACUAUGCGACGAUCGACGACAAAUUUGACAAUCAUUGCACGGACGGUAUUUACAGAGUUCCGAAUGGGAAAUACUUGGACGAGGCUAAGUACAUGCAUUCGACGGUGGCUGCGUUAGACGAACCGAAAUACAACAGUUGCCACUUGGACGACCAGACCAUCAAACAACAAUACUCGUCGAAUAUAUCCGUUGGUGGCUGUCAUCCGGAUGAGUGCGACAACAAUAUGACGGUUAUCAAAUCGGAAGAUGUGGUCACACAGAGCUAUGUGCUGCCGCCUUUUUUGCAUUAAAGCAUAGACUGUCGUCGGUUAAGGCUGCACAGUCUAAAUCAUUCGGAAAUUUAUUUGAGAGAUGAGAAUAAUGACGACCUAGAAUCAAACGAUUGGGAAGUUGUGCAUAUACAAGUCAGAGACGUUGUGUUGAGGACACGGAGAAUACAGGUGAGAUCAGCGACAGUUUUCAUCAUCAUUUCUCCGAUAAAAUUAGGACGAUAGAUCGUCACAAACAAUGUAAAUUUUGUGCUUUAUUGUGCCUGGAAAAAGCAAUAACAAAAUCCAAAGUCUUGCCAAAUGUUGAAUUAAGUGAAAUUUAGACAAAGUUGUUUUUUAUAUAUAUUAUAUACCAUACACAUCCUAGACUCUCGAUAUAACGAAUUAGGUUUAAGUUUGGAUUUGUGUCGUAAACGGUGAACGUUAUGCAUUCCAUAUGUGCCUUAUACAUUUUUGAAGUGAAAUACGGAGCCAGGGAGCUUGAACUUCGGCUUGAACGCAAUUCAAACUGGGGAAGAUGCUCCAGACGCAGGUGUCACGUGACUCUGUGGGACUGGUGGUUUUAGGUUUUUCGUGUAUUGAUUCUGGUAUCGAAAGUUGUGGAACUAAUUCUUUUUUGAGUCCGGUAUGCGGCAAGACCUGGGGAUUCAAGAGUUGCCAAAGAUGUCGGAACUUUUUUUGACAGUUGGUAAGAUUUGUACUGCUAAAAGCACCUACACCUACACAUUAAAACACGUAAAAAGGACAUCAGCUAAAAAUGGUGACAAAGUCUUAACUUUCAAUCCCAGAAUCAAUUCAAAAUGAUCUUAAGAGCAAUGGACCCUUAACAAAUUCGUAGCCUAGAUUUAGUCGGACAAAUAUUCGUUUUUUCAUGAUUUCUCUGAACCAAAAUCUUUUUUUUUUAAAAGUAAAACGAACCAUUAAAGCACCCAAAAAUGUGUUACUUUUAAAGGAAAAAUUGGUUUGUGAGUUAUAACCUAACCUAGUUGGAGAAACCUGCGCAGAUUACAUACGUUUACACAAUCUGUAAAGGUUUCUCUAAGUGGCAUAACAAGUGGGCCUUUAUGGUCUUACUUUUUCAAAAAACGAUUUUGGUUCAGAGAAAUCAUAAAAAAAUGAAUAUUUUUUCGCCUAAUUGUAGGC